AUGCGCCUUUCACGGACCGUGCUCCCCCUUCUCGCCUCAGCUCUAUGCUCGACGGUGUCCGCAGCCUCAUCAUGGACAUUUGCAGACGGCUCGCUAAGCGUCACAAGUAAAGGCGCAGGCUCGAAAGAUGGGGGAGUCAAAGAAAAGCUCGUACCCUCUCAACAGCUCUCGAACGCCGUGUCAUUAGGCAGCACCGAUACCCUCAAGGUUACGUUGACCACACAGGAGGGCAAGACGGCGAAGAGACCGCACCAGGCUUUCCUCAUGCUGCAGGAUCAGGAGCGCAGACUCGAUGUUUCGUACCCGUUCAGUGUCAAGGAGAGCGGCAAGGCCGUGGUUUCACUGACCCAGCGCGACCUCCCCGCGCAGUUCCUCGCCGCAAACACAUCCCUCACCACGUCUAUAAUCGUUGCCUCCUUUGGCGCCUCUACUCCGGGUUACAAUCAACCAGCGUUCACACUGCACCCCAGUGCGUCCGAUCCAAGCACACCCUUCCCAGCGAUAGAGACGCCCCUCCGCUACGGCAAACUCCCUGAGAUCCAUCACAUUUUCCGCUCCGACCCGAAGAGUCCCCCACUAAUCAUAUCAUUGGUCUUCCUGGGCGGCGUGCUCGCGACUCUACCUCUCCUAGCUGCAAUGUGGCUUUAUCUCGGCGCCAACAUAUCCGCUCUCCCUUCGGCCCUCUCCGCCUCACCCGUCAGCCAUACCUUGUUCGUCGGCUCGGUGGCGGGCAUCGAGUUCGUCUUCUUUCUCUACUAUACGAGUUGGAAUCUCUUCCAGACGCUCCCCAUGCUGAGCGCGUUGGGCGUGGUUGCCUUCCUCAGCGGGAGUAGGGCUCUCAGCGAAGUGCAGGAGCGAAGGCUGGGCGGGACGAGAUGA
This is a messenger RNA of Cladophialophora yegresii CBS 114405, 879 nucleotides long. RefSeq lists its product as uncharacterized. NCBI's taxonomy places the organism in Eukaryota, Fungi, Ascomycota, Eurotiomycetes, Chaetothyriales, Herpotrichiellaceae. The coding region runs from base 1 to 879 and encodes 292 amino acids. The record is from RefSeq and is a predicted model, not a curated record. The transcript is spliced from 4 exons. Gene Ontology annotation, cellular component: membrane; oligosaccharyltransferase complex. Gene Ontology annotation, biological process: protein N-linked glycosylation.